AAUAUUUAUAAAACUCUUUUUAAAUACGAAUAAUACAAAAAGAAAUUAUUGUUGCACUUUAUGGAUUAGGCUUAUUAGGGAUAGCAAAACAAUCCUUAUUAUUAAUAAUAUAGUGGAUAAAGACAAUAGUAGUAAGGAUAAGUUUAUCAAAACUAACAAUUCUAGGGUUAAUAACUAUAAUACAGUAAUAAAGCUUAGAAUUUUCAAUAAUAAAAUAUGAAUGCUGCUAUGAAUCAAUAUGAAAAUUAUCACCCUUCAUAGCAACCUCAAAUAGAAGAAGAAUCUUAUGAUUCUUCAAAUGUAAAUAAUUAUACAGGAGAUUAGUAUUAAGCCUAAUAGCAAAAGGAAUAUUAAUAAGCACAGAUUUAGAAUUAUUAUAAAAAUUCGAAUUAGAUGUAGCAAUAGCAUUAAAAUUUUUUUUAGGAUGAGCAUACAGAUGGCUACUUUGAUUAAAGCAACAACCCCUCAGGUUAAUUUUAUAAUCAAACAUAAAUGAAUUAGUAAAAUUAAAUGAAUCCGAUUUCAAAUAAUAAACAAAACUAAAUUUACUACAAUGACAUGUACUCAGAUGGAAAUAAACGAGAUGAUAUUGUAUCUCCAGACGAUUCCCUUGCUUCUGAUAUAAAUGAUAAUUAGCCAUUCGAGGGCUAUGAAGAUUUGCAAAAAGAUUUCAAAGAGGAUAGAGUAAAUGAAGCUUUGGAUGUUUGCGAAUAAAUGAUCAUUAAUCAACAAAAAGUUAGAGGGCCUGCUUCCUUUAUGAGACUCUUUUAGCAAAUAUUAAAGUUUUUGAAUAAUGAAGCUGUUAACAGCUUGAAUUAAAACUAAUUUGAAAAGUCUCUAUUCAUUUUAAUUAAAAGUAAAGAGUUAACAGAGCUCAGUAUUAUCAAAAAUCCCCCUUCAAUUCGUGCUUUAACAUUUAAUAAUUUUGGAUGUUACUAUCGAAGACUUUAACAGCUACCAAAAGCUCUAGGCUAUUUAGAAUAAGCCCUACGAUUCUUAAACUCUAUUAAAUCUAGGGAUUAUCUAGGUAUGACAUAUCUUAACAUAUCAGCUGUACUUUCACAGAUGAAUGAACAUUAUGCUUCAUUAGAAAACGCCAAAAAAGCAGUAAUUGAAAUUCAUAAGGAUUACUAAAACUAUUUAAAUAGAAAGAAUUAUCAAGAAGCCAUAAAAGACUAAGAAUUUGUAGAUAUUUGCCAAGCUCUUGCAAUUGCUUUUUACAAUGUAGGAGUAGAAUAAGAAUUUUUCUAAAACUUCGAAGUCAGUUUGAUAAAUUAUGGUAAGGCUUGUGAAGUAUGCGAAGAUAAUUUAGGAUCUAAUCAUAGAUUAACUCGUCGCUUUAAAGAGCUAUUUUAAAAAUUUAAUGAAAAAUUAGUUAAAUCAGAGAAAAAGUCAGCUUUAGUGCCAAAAAAUCACAGGAAACUUAUAAGACCUUCAUCAUCUCAAAAAAAUAUGCUAGCAAAGAAUAGAAGCUUUCAAAACGUAUCUUCGUAUAGCAAUGAGAAUAAUGGAGGAGAAAAAGAUUAAAAGAAUACUUAAUUUAUUCAAAGUAAAGUUAAUCCUUAUAGGCUUUCUUAUGGGGUUAAGCCUACAGACUUUACUCAACAUGGCAAAAUUGUUUAUUACAAAAAUACCAAUAAUUCCUAAUAAUAAACAAGAACGUCUUCAGCAAAUAAAAUAAAUGCUUCUAAAAUGAGUAGGCCAAACAGCUCUAAAAGCAUCUAUCCUGAAAUUAAAUAAAAUUUUCAUCAAAUUAGCCGUCCUUUGAGUGCAAAAUUUUAAAACACACCAAAUGGUGGAUUCUUUGCUAAUUCUUUAACUCCAAAAAUUAAUUCAUAAUCAGGGGGUCUUAGUAGACCAUUUUCAGCUCAAACUACUAAAAGCAAUUAGAUUGCUUUCAGCUAAAAUAAGGCUCCAGUUAAAUCAAAUUUAAGCAGGCCUUAAAAUAAAAAUAAAAAAUAAACUAGAGAUUCUUCUAAAGACAAAGAAGAUGGUAAUUAGAAUAUUUAUGAUUGGGUUGACUCUCCCACAAACUCUAGUGCUUCAGGAGGAACAAACAAAAAAGUUUUAGAUAACUAAAAAGACUUCUUAAAAAGUAUAAAGAGUGAAGCUGAAACAUAAAUUCAGAAAUUAUAGUAAGAGGAGGCAGAAUUGAAAGAGCGUAUUUAAAAGCUAAAGUAAGAUGAAGAGGAAGAAUCAAAAUAGAGAUAGCAAAGACUUUAAGAACAGAAAAAAAAAGAAGAAGAAGAUGCAGCUAGAAUAAAAUAAAAUUUAAUUCUUGAAGAAGAAACAGAGAAAAAGAGGAUAGAAGAGUUAUAAAAUAAAAAGAAAAAAGAGUAAUAAGAAUUAGAAAGGAUAUAAAAUGAAUAUAAAAAGUAAAAAGAGGAAGAGUUAGAAAGAAUAGCCAAGCUAAAAGAAAUUAAGAAGUAAUAAGAGGAAGAAAUUGAAAAACUGAGAUUGCAAAGAGCUAGAGAAGAAGAAGAAAAAUAAAAAAAGCUUUAAGAGCUUGAAAAUAUUAAGAAUGAAGAAGAAAACAGGUUGAAAAAAUUAAAAGAGAGCAUAGGUAAUGAGGAUACUAAUAAAACUAACCUUAAUAAUAAUUAAAAUGCUAAAUUUGAGGAGGAAGAAAGAAUUAAGAGAGAAAAAGAAGAAAUACUCAAAAAAUUACAGUUAGAAAAAGCAGAAAAAGAAAGGCUCUAAUAAGAGUAUGAAAAAGUCAAAAAGGAGUAAGAAGAAUAAAAAAGAAUAGUUAAUGAAAAUUUGCUGCUCAAGUAAGAGAAAGAUAAAUUACUUGAAGAAAUUUAGAAACUUUAAAAUUAAAAGUAGUUUUAAGUUUAAAAGACAAACUAAUAAACAAUUAUUUCUAAUGACUAAGAAAAUCAAUUUAAUAAGAAUUAAGAUAAUUCACAUUAGGAUUAAUUAGAUUAAUAAGAGCUCUAAAAAUAAGAAGAACUUAAAAAGUAAAAGUAAGUUGAACUUGAAAAAAAACGUUUAGAAGAAAUUGAAAAGUAGAAAUAAAUUGAGUUAGAAAAUCAAAGAUAGCAGGAGCUUGAAAAAUAAAAAUAAAUUGAACUUGAAAAACAAAGAUAGAUUGAACUAGAAAAAUAAAAAUAAAUUGAACUUGAAAAAUAAAAAUAAAUUGAACUUGAAAAAUAAAAAUAAAUUGAACUUGAAAAAAAAAGAUAAGAAGAACUUGAAAAGUAAAAACUUGAAGCAGAAAAGUAAAAAUAAUUAGAAAUUGAAAGACAAAGAUAAAUUGAACUAGAAAAGCAACAAUUAGAAGAAUAAGAAAAAAUAAAAUAAUAAUAAAAUACCAGUUAAAAUAAUGAGUUGAUUGAUAAAGAAUAGUCAUAAUAACAUGAAUAAAAAGAAUAAGAAAAGCAAAAGUAUUAACCUAACUUUUAGUGUCAAAUAAUAAAAAGAGUAAGCGAACACUACAAUCUAGGUAUCUAAUCAAAUGUGCUAGAUUAAGUUAUUGUACAUGCCAUUCCUAUUUGGAUAGAUGAAAAACACCCUCAUUUAAGAAGGAUAAUAAAUUUGUCUAAUAUUAGUGAGGGAAAAAUUAAAGAUAAUGUGGCAAUUUCUUUAAUUUAACAAAUUUAAAUUUCAUUUUCAAUCAACUCUGAAAAAAGAAAAAUUAAGUUUGCAAAAAGAUGGUCAACAAUAAUUGAUUAAAAAACAUUUGAAUGCAAUAUAAGAAAAGAUAGUUAAAAUUUUUAUUAUGUAGAAUUAGAUAAUAAAGAUAAUAUACCUUUAAUUACUUCUGUAGUUUAAAAAUCUUUAAAUUUUUCAAUUACUAAAGCUAUUGAUUAUGUUUGCUAAUAGGAAAAUUAGCACAAAGAGGAUAAAAAUAAUAGUUUAAAUGAUUAACAAUUAAAACUUCAAUAGUAGUAAUUGCAUUAGCAGCAGAUAUAAACACAAUAAAAACAAGAAGAAUAAGGUAUCCCAGAAGAUGAGCUUACAGUAGAGAAAGUUAAAUUUAUUUAAGGUGCAUUCAGAGAUAAGAAAGUUAAAGAUAAAGCUAAAGAAGAUAUGAUCAAAGCUACUUAAGAGUUCAAAUAAUAAUUAUAAAAUAGGAUUGUCUAAUUUGGAAGUCAUAAGCUUUUUUUACAGUGUUACAGAUAAAUUACACCUGAAAAAUAUAUAAUUUAAGUUGAUUCUCUCAAUCCUAAGUAAUUAAAAUUACCUAAAAUUAAUGAUCAAUAGGAAGUAGAAAAAGAUUUUAUUGAAAAAGUAAUGCAAUCUGAAAAUCCAUUUUUUGAGCAACUAAUUUAUCUCAAUGAAGAAAAAGGAAAAAUUUUCUUUUAGCAAAAUUAAUAAAAAUAAUAAUUAGAAAAUAAAGAUUUUAUCAAAAAAGAAGAUAGUUAAAAUGACAUAAAUAAUAAAUAAUCGAUGUAAAAUCAAAGUUAAUUUUCUUUUGACCAAAAAAAUCAGAAAGAAGAAUUAAAUGUAAAAGAUAAAACUUUAUCUGAAAACUCUUAUUUAGAAUCACUAAACCAAUCUGAAGUUUUUUCUGAAAAAUAAAAAUAAAAUUUAUCUGCUAAUGCUUAAAAAGUUUAAACUUAGCAAAAUCUUGAAAAAUAAAAUUAAUCUGAUUUGCAAAAAGAGAAAGAAGACAAAUCAAAAUAGCAAUAACAAGAAGACAAGGAUGAAUAUUAUGAUGAAGAUUUUAAAGAUGAAGAAGUUUUAUCAAGUCCAUAAAAUUUAAAGAAACAAGAUAAAAUAGAAGAAGAGCAAAAUGCUGAUUAUUCGUUUGAAAGUGUGGAGGACAAAGGGACAAAAGAGUAAAGUAAAAACUUAGAUUUAUCAAAUUAAGAGUUAAUUGAAUCUAAGUUAGUUGAGAAGAAGUAAGAAUUUACUGAAGAUCAAUAAGUAGCAGCUUUAAAAAUAUAAAAAAACUUCAAGUAGCUAAAAAGCAAUUAAGCAAAAGAAGUAAUCGUCAAGAAAUAAUUCUUUUCAUUAAGAUUAAAUGACGAUAAUGGAGACAUUUAACUUGUUUAAGGUGAAUGCCAUAUAACUUUAUAAAACAAGAGCUACUUUUUAAUAUUGCUAAAAAGUGAAUCUAUUGAUGAUCUUAAUCCUCAUAUGACAUAAUAGCAGAAAAUAGAAUUAGGGAAGUUAAAUAAAAAACAAAAGUAGCAACUCUUUUCAAAUUUUUCAACACUUGUUAAUUGCAAUAUUGGAUUUAAUCAAAAUCAUUUAGUUUUCGAAGACAUAAACAUGUUCAUAAAUCCUGAGUCUAUACACAUUUCUAAAAUCAUUUUCAGCUGA
Tetrahymena thermophila SB210 is the source of this 5271-nucleotide messenger RNA. Its product is annotated as UBX domain protein, putative. Lineage: Eukaryota; Ciliophora; Oligohymenophorea; Hymenostomatida; Tetrahymenidae. The transcript has 9 exons. The record is from RefSeq and is a predicted model, not a curated record. Gene Ontology annotation, molecular function: protein binding.